AUGGUCAAGGUCGCUGUGCUGGGCGCCUCAGGACAGAUUGGACAGCCGCUAAGCCUGCUGCUCAAAUCUUCUCCUCUCGUCACUGAUUUGAGGCUGUAUGAUGUCGUCCAUGCAGUUGGCGUGGCGACUGACUUGAGUCACAUUGACACCCCCUCGACUGUUAAGGGGUAUCUACCAGACAAUGAUGGUCUCCUUCAUGCCUUGACGGGCGCCGAGUUUGUCAUAAUCUCAGCUGGAAUUGCGAGAAAACCCGGCAUGACACGUGAUGAUCUCUUCAAAACCAAUGCCGGAAUUAUCGCCAACCUCGUGGCUGGGGCUGCAAGCUAUUGCCCCAAGGCUUUCAUUUCUAUCAUUACCAACCCGGUCAACAGCACGCUUCCGAUAGCAGCCGAGGUGCUCAAAAAGCAUCGCGCUUUUGAUCCCACCCGGCUCUUUGGCGUAACCACACUAGAUGUUGUUCGUGGAUCAAAAUUUGUUACGGAUAUCCUCCGUAAUAUCAACCCCCAGGAGCUCAAGGUUCCGGUAGUGGGCGGCCACUCCGGCGCAACCAUCCUCCCCUUGAUUAGCCAAUCUCAACCUCCAGUGGAACUAAGCCAGACACAAAUUGAGGCCAUUACAUACAGGGUUCAAUUUGGCGGCGAUGAGAUCGUAAAGGCCAAAGCUGGCGCCGGGUCUGCAACGACAUGUAUGGCCUACGCUGGGUUCCGUUUCGCCCAGGCUAUCAUCAAGGCCUCUCAAGGCCAUUCAGGGGUAGUAGAGCCUGCGUAUGUUUAUCUUCCUGGUAUUCCCGGAGGAGAGGCGAUUGCUGGUGAGCUUGGCGUCGAUUAUUUUGCUCUUCCGGUCACCUUUGGGCCCAACGGCGCCACAUCUGUUUAUCCAAUUGGGUCGUUGUCAGACUACGAGGCCGGCCUUCUGAAGAUUGCGGUGGAAGAACUAAGAGGAAACGUGAGAAAGGGUGUAGAAUUCGUGUAG
This is a messenger RNA of Fusarium falciforme, 972 nucleotides long. Its product is annotated as Malate dehydrogenase. Bases 1 to 972 code for a protein of 323 amino acids. The transcript is spliced from 6 exons. Lineage: Eukaryota; Fungi; Ascomycota; Sordariomycetes; Hypocreales; Nectriaceae. Gene Ontology annotation, biological process: tricarboxylic acid cycle; carboxylic acid metabolic process. Gene Ontology annotation, molecular function: L-malate dehydrogenase (NAD+) activity. The record is from RefSeq and is a predicted model, not a curated record. Gene Ontology annotation, cellular component: cytoplasm.